Molecule: messenger RNA, 2864 nt
Organism: Mercurialis annua (annual mercury)
Lineage: Eukaryota; Viridiplantae; Streptophyta; Magnoliopsida; Malpighiales; Euphorbiaceae
Product: pentatricopeptide repeat-containing protein At5g38730
Exons: 3
Coding region: 137-1897 (586 amino acids)
Molecular function (GO): protein binding
Source: RefSeq, a predicted model, not a curated record
AACCCGGUUCGUUUCUAAUAGUUUUUAAAUUCCACCAUCUGUCCCAAAACUUUUCAAUGUUCUCACUUCUCGCCCACAUUCAAGACAAAAUCAUCACUGGUUCCAUCACAGUAGCAGCAGGCAAAGAAAAUAAAAAAUGAAAACAUCAGUCCCUUUACGCAGUGAAGCUCACUUAGUUCAAAGCAUAUGCGGAAGCAUAAUAAAGGGUAGCUGGAACAAUCUACUGAGAACCAACUUUAAUUCUACAACUCUCCACCAGGUACUCUUACACCUCUCUCUUUACACCCAAACCCCUCAUAUUUCCUGGGCAUUUUUCAAAUUCAUUGACUCAUCAAUUCCCAAUUAUAAACACUCCUUACAAUCUUCAUGGACCAUGAUUCAUAUUUUAACAAAGUAUAAACAUUUCAAAACUGCCCAGAAUUUGCUUCACAAGAUUGCUUACAAGGAUUUUUUGUCAACUCAGUCUGUUUUGAGUGCUUUAGUUGAACUUCAUGAUGACCCAGAUGUGAAUUCUCAUGUGUUUAGCUGGCUUCUCAUAUUUUAUGCCAACUCCAAAAUGCGAGAGGAAGCUGUUCAGGUUUUUGAGCAUAUGAGGGUUCAUGGGUUUAAGCCACAUUUGCAUGCUUGUACUGUGUUUUUGAAUUCCUUGGCUAAGGAUAGGCUUACUGAUAUGGUGUGGAGAGUUUAUAAAAAGAUGGUUAGAAUUGGGGUUGAGGCUAAUAUUCAUGUUUACAAUGUGUUGCUUCAUGCUUGUUGUAAAUGUGGGGAUGCGGAGAAGGCGGAAUUGUUGUUGAGUGAAAUGGAAUCGAAGGAUAUAUUUCCGGAUCUUUUCACGUUUAAUAUAUUGAUGUCGUUGUAUUGUAAAAAGGGUAUGCACUAUGAAGCUUUGGCUGUUCAAGAUAGAAUGGAGAUGGGAGGGAUAAAACCUGAUGUUGUUACUUAUAAUUCGCUUAUUUACGGAUUUUGUAGAGAAGGGAGGAUGAAGGAGGCUAUAAGGCUUUUUAGGGAGAUUAGUGAUGCUACUCCUAAUCAUGUGACUUACACUACUUUGAUUGACGGAUAUUGUCGAUUGAAUGAUCUUGAUGAAGCUUUGAAAUUGCGAGGAGAAAUGGAAUCUCAAGGACUGUAUCCUACAGUUGUUACGUAUAAUUCGAUUCUGCGUAAGUUGUGUGAGGGAGGCAGGAUAAGAGAUGCAAACAAGCUCUUAAAUGAGAUGAGUGAAAAGAAGAUUGAACCGGAUAAUGUCACGUGUAACACGUUGAUUAAUGCUUAUUGUAAGAUAGGAGACAUGAAGUCAUCUUUGAAAGUGAAGAAUCGGAUGGUAGAGGCUGGUUUAAAGCUAGAUCAGUUUACUUACAAAGCUUUGAUUCAUGGGUUCUGCAAACUAAAGGAUAUGGAUGGUGCUAAAGAGCUAUUGUUUAGCAUGCUUAAUGCGGGAUUCUCUCCUAGUUAUUGUACAUAUUCAUGGCUCGUGGAUUGUCACUGCAAUCAACACAAUGAAGAAGCAGUUAUCAAACUCCCAGAUGAGUUCGUAAGCAGAGGUCUUUGUGCUGAUGUAUCACUAUACAGGGCACUAAUAAGGAGAUUUUGUAAAAGAGAAAAUGUUGAUUUUGCCCAUCGAAUGUUCAGUCUCAUGCAAGAGAAGGGCAUAAAGGGAGAUAGCGUGAUAUACACUAGUCUAGCAUUCGCAUACUGGAAACUUGGGAAUGCAAAUGCUGUUACAGAGUUUUUAGAUGAAAUGUACAAGAGAAGGCUGAUGAUUACUCUCAAAAUUUAUAGGUCUUUUAAUGCUUCUUAUGCUGGUGACAAUAGCACGUUGAAUCUCUUCUGGAAUCAUCUGGUUGACAGACACAUAAUGUCUAAGAACAUAUUGAAAGAUAUGGAGCAGAAAAUUUAACACCACAAGGGAAUCUUCAUAUUCGCAUGUUAUCAUUUGGUAGCAUCACAUAAUGCUGCUCAUAUCAGUUUGUGAUGGCCUAUGUUGAUUGAGGUUUAAGAAGAUUAUUACUAUCCAUGUUAAGCUAUUCAAUAUAUAGCUGGAGCAUCAUAUGUUGAAUUGUGCAAGCGAUCUUACUGCCUAGAAGAGACGCAAGUUCCUUUCAGCAAAUGGUUUCACUGGAGCCCAAGCUGCUCUUAAUAAAGAUAAGAAGGACUUAACUGAAAACUGUAACAGCUUCAAUACCUGCUUCGUUCCCGAAGGUGAUGAAAUGCUGACCUCGGAAUGGAACUUUUACCAGAGUUAUAUGAGCUUAAAGAGACACUCUUGGUGGAUCCCGAGAGUAUCACCAUUAUUAUUUUGGGGGCAAAUUAUGUGUGCCUUGAGGUUUCAAUGUUCCGUAUGGCUGCGUCUUUUCUCUCUUGUUGGUCGAUGUGCAAAAUUUAGUAAAAAAGGUUAAUCAACGUGGAUUUCUGAACUGUGUGCGAUCAUAUAAAUAGUCUGGUGAUGACAUUCGGAGACAUGGAUUGGUUAAUUGAUGUGUGGACUAGGGAUGAAAUCCAGUUGAACCAAAUGUGGUUGUUCUUUACUGCUAUUAUGAUGAUUCUAUUGUAGAACUGGAUCUACACAAAGAUUCUGAAGCUAGUACAUAACUAGAGCUACAGCAGGAAAGCAUGGUGAUGAAGCGGAUAGCUCCAGGGUUAGAGAUACUCCGUUACAUGUCAGAUUUGGUCAACUUAUUUUAUAAAUGGAUGUGAGGCAUGAAACAUGGUAGCAUGGUAGAUUUCCUCAGCUCCAGUAUGCUAUGGUGCACUAAAAUUUAUCGAAUCCUGUAUGUUUCUGAAUUUUAUUUGUACUUUGGGAGAUACUUAUGAAACUCUGAUAUUUAUUUAUAACAUAUAUUUUUAUAAAAUAUACUGUUUCGCAA